This is a messenger RNA of Baudoinia panamericana UAMH 10762, 1689 nucleotides long. RefSeq lists its product as uncharacterized. Gene Ontology annotation, biological process: regulation of DNA-templated transcription. Bases 1 to 1689 code for a protein of 562 amino acids. Gene Ontology annotation, cellular component: nucleus. The record is from RefSeq and is a predicted model, not a curated record. Gene Ontology annotation, molecular function: zinc ion binding. NCBI's taxonomy places the organism in Eukaryota, Fungi, Ascomycota, Dothideomycetes, Mycosphaerellales, Teratosphaeriaceae. The transcript has 2 exons.
AUGGCAGUCUCAUUCGAGACCUGGGCUCUCCCACGCUUGCAGCAGCUGUUACCGCUGGAUGAGGAGAGCUUGAAGCAAAUUGUUCAGUACACGGACACACUUCCCAAAGAGAGUGCAGCGGAGCAUCUGAAGAAUCUGCUGGGAGACAAUGCGAAGGCAUUAGAGUUCAUCUCGAGCUUCAAUCAAAGACGGCAGAAUGCGCCUGCGACCACCAUACCUCCGGCACAGACAAGCAACCAUGACAGACGGAGUAGCACACUACCAACGACGAGCUCGCAGACGAACCGUGGCAGGAAGAAGGCGAACAUACAUGGUUUACCGGCACGACAGGUUGAGAGUUUGGGCAGCGUGGGCGGAGCCUAUGUCAAGCGAGACGAAGAAGACUACAUGCUAACGAGCGCGAGACACAAGAUGGCGCACAAGGAGCAAGUAGCGGACAAUCUCGCGUUGCAUGACCGGGCGCCAGACGCGACGAAGCUGCCGCUCAUCACAGACGACGCUUCAGCUACACGGUACCCGAUCACGUCGAAAGCUCCGCCUUCAGCCGCCGGACCGUUAAUCUCGGACUCAUUGUCUCCCAAGAAGCCGGCUUCGACUAACACGUCCCGCACGACUUCUCCGGCACCGAAGGCCAAAGUCAACAUCUCUGGCGGCACAGCGAUGCAUGGUGCCUCCACCACACUCUCCGAUCUUGACAGCGCAAUCAAAAGCCUCGAGAUACAGACUAACCCGUCAAUGUCGCUAAGUGAAGCCGACAAUGACAAGCGCAAGUGCAAUUGCAUGGCUACUCGCCACCCGCUACUCGAUAUCGCACCCAACUGUCUCAACUGUGGUAAGAUCAUCUGCGUUAAGCAAGGUUUGGCUCCAUGUACCUUCUGCGGCUCGCCACUGCUCAGCCCAGACGACAUCAACAAAGUGCUCCGCGUACUGAAGGAUGAGCGAGGAGAGGAGAGGCAGAAGUUCAACAACGCCGCGCACAAGAAAGCUGACGUCGCUUUUGGCAAAGCUCGUGCCUACACCGGCCGUGACUUCCUCGCUCAAGCUUCGAACUCUGCUCGCUCGUCGCCACUGUCGUCAGCUCCAGCCACUCCGGUCGAGUCGGAGGACGAAGCAUCGCAGAAAGCUAAGGCUCAUCGCGACAAGCUCCUCAACUUCCAAGCCAACAACGCUCGUCGGACGCAGAUCCACGACGAGGCUGCCGACUAUGAUAUCCCGACCGCCGGCACGAACAUGUGGGCUUCCCCAGCCGAGCGCGCACAACAGCUCAAGCGCCAGCAAAAAGUCUUGCGGGAGAUGGAAUGGAAUGCGAGGCCGGAGUACGAGAAGCGGAGGGUAGUCGCUUCCAUCGAUCUCAAAGGCGGCAAGGUUGUGCGUCGUAUGGCCGAAGUUGAGAAGCCUGAUUUCUCCCCCGAUGACGAGGCUGAGGUCGACGCGGGUGACUACAAAGCGCCAGGGCCGGAAGGUAAUGCCAAGGGCGCGUUCAGCAACAACCCUUUGGCAAAGGGUAUGAUCAGGCCGAAGGCGCGAGAGGAGAAAGGGAAGGAGGCGGUGAGGGAGAAGUCGACCAUGUGGCGGAGAGUGCAGAUGGAUGAGGAUGACAAUGAGGGGUGGAUCCUCGAUGGUGGUGUUUACGGUGGAAGAAUACCGGAAGAUAGAGUGCUUGGUGAGGAGGAACAUGCGUUUGGCUGA